AAAUAUAAUUUUCUAUAAUAUGUUAUCUCAAUUAUGCAAUAGGCGUUAGCCGAAUAUUAUUGUAGUGUCUUCUAGUCCAUUAGUAUUUAGUACCUAUAAUAUCUAAAAUCAAUGUAGAUUCCUCUAGUCAUUAUUCAUUCACCAAGUUGCCAGUGGGCUUGUAAUUAAAUAUUAAGUGUGUUCAGUGUUGGCUGUUGAUGAUUAUCGAAUAGUAAUAAUUGCAUUAAAUUAAAUUAAUUGUAGUGGUUUUUUUUAACAAACCUCCGUUUUUUUUUACAUUAUCUAAAGUUUGUAUGUUAAAAUUAAUAGAUAUUAAAAAAACACCAUAUUUUAUAUUUUGGUUUACCGCAAUUUUUAAUGACUUAGAAGUAUAAUAAAAAAAUACAAAAAACGAAAAAAAAAUGGGACAAAUACAUACUGUUGGUCCAAACAAAGCUCUUAUAGUAUCUGGUGGCUGCUGCGGUUCGACCAAACGGAACACCGUGGUUGGAGGAUGGGCUUGGGCUUGGUGGUUCAUAACAGAUGUUCAAUAUCUGUCUCUCGAGGUUAUGACGUUAAAUCCUGUAUGUGAUAAUGUGGAAACUGUACACGGCGUUCCCCUCACUGUUACGGGUGUUGCUCAGUGCAAGAUCAUGAAGGCCGAUGAACUCUUACAGACAGCAUCAGAACAAUUUCUCGGUAGGACCACUUCCGAAAUCAAGCAAACCAUCUUGCAAACUUUGGAGGGUCACCUCAGAGCUAUAUUGGGUACAUUGACCGUCGAAGAAGUUUACAAAGAUAGAGAUCAGUUUGCAUCACUCGUAAGGGAAGUUGCAGCGCCGGACGUCGGACGUAUGGGCAUCGAAAUACUAUCGUUCACUAUAAAGGAUAUAUACGAUAAUGUCCAAUAUUUGACAUCUUUGGGCAAAGCACAGACGGCAGCGGUGAAACGAGAUGCUGAUAUCGGUGUUGCACUGGCUAACCGAGAUGCGGGUAUAAGAGAGGCAGAAUGUGAAAAAUUGGCAAUGGAUGUCAAGUACGGUACCGAUACGAAAAUUGAAGACAAUUCGAGAAUGUUCAAAUUACAAAAAGCUAAAUACGAUAUGGAAGUGAACUCGAUCAAAGCUGAAGCCCAACUAGCAUAUGAGCUGCAGGCUGCCAAAAUCAGACAAAAAAUUAGAAAUGAAGAAAUACAAAUUGAUGUUGUUGAAAGAAAGAAACAAAUUGAAAUUGAAGUUCAGGAAGUGGAACGAAGGGAAAGAGAACUUAAUGCGACUGUCAGGUUACCGGCAGAGGCCGAAAGUUAUCGUGUUCAAGCAAUUGCAGAGGGUAAAAAGACUCAAACUGUUGAAGAGGCGACAGCCGAAGGUGAACGAAUAAAGAAAAUCGGUUUAGCCGAAGCAACCGCAAUAGAGGCCGUUGGCAGGGCCGAAGCACAGGGAAUGUUGUUGAAGGCGAACGUGUUUAAAACUUAUGAGGAAGCCGCCGUGAUGGCUUUGAUCAUGGAUGCCUUACCGAAAAUAGCAGCCGAAAUAGUGGCUCCAUUAUCAAAAAUCGAUGAAAUUGUCUUGUUAAGUGGUAACGGCAAUAUAAGUACUGAAGUUAAUCGACUAGUAGCUCAACUACCACCAGCUGUUCAAGCUUUAUCUGGCGUAAAUUUAACCAAAGUUCUCUCGAAAAUCCCAGGUGCCCAAUAAUUAUUUAUUACAUUAAGCACUAUUGAUUUUUGAUAUUGUGUUCAGAUGUAGUGUUUUGACCACAAACAAAAUAAUAAUAGCCUAAAAAAUAUUAUUUUUAUUAUUUUAUUGCUUUAAAUUGUAUUGAAUGUAGUUAAUGGAAAAUAUGCUUCUGAGUUUAUGCUUUCACAAUUAUACAUUUCUUAACUUAUUUGUUAUCUAAACUAAACUUUAUUAAAAAACUACUUUUUGAAGUUUUUUUACUUAUUAUACUAAACUUAAUGAUAUUUAUUUAGUUUUUUAUUUUUUAUUCACUUGCUUUACUUUUUGAAAAAAAUGUUACUAAUAUUUUGUAAUUGUAUUUUUUUAUUACAUUAUAUGCAUAUUUUUUAUUAUGAGUA
Messenger RNA from Adelges cooleyi (spruce gall adelgid), 2056 nucleotides. It is a transcript of the gene Flo2, whose product is annotated as flotillin-2. NCBI's taxonomy places the organism in Eukaryota, Metazoa, Arthropoda, Insecta, Hemiptera, Adelgidae. The record is from RefSeq and is a predicted model, not a curated record. Gene Ontology annotation, biological process: protein localization to plasma membrane; regulation of myoblast differentiation. The transcript is spliced from 4 exons. Bases 402 to 1676 code for a protein of 424 amino acids. Gene Ontology annotation, cellular component: plasma membrane.